UGGUCCCGGAGGGCCACGAAUUUGCCCAUGGAGCACGCCAUGAGGCAAAUACUAAUACUAGUCCUCGUCCACUAAUAUUGUCGUAUGAAAAUACAUUAGUUCGGGAUUUAAAGGAAUUGAUUGGAGACUUUGAAAGUUGA
Paraglomus occultum is the source of this 140-nucleotide messenger RNA. The record is from the annotation of a GenBank genome assembly. Lineage: Eukaryota; Fungi; Glomeromycota; Glomeromycetes; Paraglomerales; Paraglomeraceae.